UCCCCCUCGCCCUCCCCCUUGGCGGCGGCCGCCUGCCCUCCCCCCGCCUCCCCCGCGGGGCCUAUGGAGGGCUUGCCCGUGGAGGUGCGGGGCUCCAACGGGGCCUUCUACAAGGGUUUUGUUAAAGAUGUUCAUGAAGAUUCGGUCACGAUAUCCUUCGAGAACAACUGGCAGCCCGAAAGGCAGAUCCCCUUUGGCGACGUGCGGCUGCCCCCACCCACAGACUACAGCAAAGAGAUUUCAGAAGGCGAUGAGGUGGAGGUUUAUUCCCGAGCCAACGAGCACGAGCCGUGUGGCUGGUGGCUGGCCAGGGUUCGCAUGAUGAAAGGAGAUUUCUACGUCAUAGAAUACGCCGCUUGCGAUGCGAUCUACAAUGAGAUCGUCACUCUGGAGCGGCUGCGGCCUGUCAACCCCAGCAAAGUGGCCACCAAGUGCAGCUUCUUCAAAUUCACCAUCGCGGUACCAGAGGAUCUCAAGGAGGCCUGCUCAAACGAAAACGUACACAAAGAAUUCAAGAAGGCUGUGGGCGCAAAUUGCAUCUUUCUCAGUCCCACGAGCAGCGAACUCAUCAUCCUCUCCACAAACGAAUCCACCGUCAAGCGGGCGUCUCUGCUGGGCGACAUGCAUUUGCGCAGCAUCCGGACCAAGCUCAUGCUGAUGUCCCGGAAUGAGGAGGCCAACAAGCACUUGGAGACAAGUAAGCAGCUGGCGUCGGCAUUCCAGGAAGAGUUCAUCGUGCGUGAGGACCUGAUGGGUCUGGCCAUCGGCACCCAUGGGGCCAACAUCCAGCAGGCCCGCAAAGUGCUGGGUGUCACUGCCAUUGAGUUGGACGAAGAGACCUGCACCUUCCGCAUCUAUGGGGAGACCCCGGAAGCCUGUAAGCAGGCCAGGAGCUUCUUGGAAUUCUCGGAAGACUCUGUUCAAGUCCCCCGAAACUUGGUUGGAAAGGUGAUAGGCAAGAAUGGCAAAGUCAUCCAGGAGAUCGUGGACAAGUCGGGCGUGGUCCGAGUCCGGGUGGAAGGUGACAAUGACAAGAAGAACCCCAGGGAGGAGGGGAUGGUUCCUUUCAUCUUUGUGGGAACGCGGGAGAAUAUCAGCAAUGCGCAGGCCCUACUGGAGUACCACCUGUCCUACCUUCAGGAGGUGGAGCAAUUGCGCCUGGAAAGGCUACAGAUAGACGAGCAGUUGCGCCAGAUCGGCCUGGGCUUCCGUCCCCUCUCCAACCGAUCCGAUAAGGAGCGGGGCGGCUACACCACCGAUGAGAGCACCUCGUCCUCUCUGCACGGCACGCGGACUUACGGGGGCAGCUAUGGCGGGCGUGGGCGCGGGCGCAGAGGACCCAACUCUGGUUAUGCUACCAACUCAGACAUGUCCAACGCUUCAGAGACGGAGUCUGAAAAGAGAGACGAAUACGAGUGCCCGCAGCCGAGUGACCGGGACCCUCGCCUGGAGGACAGCCGCAGGCGAUCAGGGGUGGGCCGGGGGCGGGGCCCUGCUCCGGUUCCCCGCGGGAGCAGCAGCAGCAGCAAGUACAACAAUUCCUCCAUCAGUUCAGUAUUGAAAGACCCUGACAGCAACCCUUACAGCCUGCUAGACAACGCUGAAACAGACCAGGCAGCGGACACGGACGCCAGCGAGUCACAGCCGGCCAGCACUCGCCGGCGCCGGUCCCGCCGGCGCCGCACUGACGAGGAUGCCACCAUGAUGGACGGGGCCCUUGAGUCGGACAACAUGUCCGUCAGUGAGAAUGGUGUGGAGGAGGAGUCUAAACCUCAAAGGCGCAAUCGAAGCAGGCGCCGGCGUAACCGUGGCAACCGUGUGGAUGGCUCUAUCAGUCGGGACCGUCAACCAGUCACUGUAGCGGAUUACAUUUCCCGGGCAGAGUCUCAGAGCCGCCAGGGCCCCCCACACAAAGAAAGCCGGGAGAAGUCAACUGAAGACAACACACCUAGGCAGAAGGGUGAGGCCAACAGCAAGGUUGUCAACGGCCCUUCAGAGAAUGGAGAACUUGCUGCCGUCGCUGCCGCCGCCGCCGCCGCCGGUGAAGAGGAGGAGGAGGUGGUAGCUGCCAUGGUGAAUGGGGUGUCUUAAGCCCCCCUCCCAGAGUCGCAGCCGGCCAAACAAACCCUCCUCUAAACGAAAUGAAACGAUCCCUACUUUUCACCUGCUUGCAACAUCUUAAGAGAAACGAAAUAAACACCACACCAAUCUCUUGUUUAAGAACAAAACCAUUAUUUUAAAAAAAGCAAAAUCAACCAACCCAAUCCCAAGGUAAUUAUCUAGUGCUCGUUAAAAAGCUUGCCAAAGAUGGGAAACUCUUUUUACCACAGCUCUUAACACAUCCAGGUUAAGCUUCAGCGACGGCAGCCGGACAGGGCAGUUAAAAAUAAAAUAAAAACCUCUUUUUUUCUGCCCUCUUGUUAUGUCAAAGGGGGGGGGGUUCUGAUGCUACCUGAGCUCGUGACCCCCCCCUUUUGAGAGGUGCAAACAGUGUGGCGGGGGGUGGGGGCGACUAUGACUUUCAUGCAUCUGUUUUUGGUGACUUAAACGUUUUUUGUUUUGAAACAAAUGUGAGGAAAAAAAAUAACCGGCUAUUCAAACUGAGGAAAGGAGAGGGAGAGAGAAACCCGUGCCUUCUGAUGACGCAGACACACACACACACACACAGACACACACGUGAUAGUGCAACAGAGUGCUCUUGUUUUUUUCCUUUAUUCUUCGACUAGUUCAGAAUCGAAGGCAAGGAUUCAGUUACGUCCGAGAGAGCGAGGAGAGCCGUCCCGCCCAGUGCGGAGGGCUCUGCGGCCGUUUUGAGCGGUCCCUCCCCCCCCUCCCCAGACAGGUCCAGACCUUGGCGGUGGGAUGCGGUGUGGCAACGGGGCGGGGGCGACAGCGCCGCCACGCUAGAGAAAGGGGAAGGCCUCGGGCGUGUGGCUUCUCGGCCGCCCGAAUGCGUAUCCGUUCCUCCUUCUUUCUUUUCCUUUUAUUAAAACACUGUGGAAGACAAAAAGAGAAGUGACAAGCUUAGGACAAGCUGACGCCGCAGACGAUGCUCCUGGCGUGUCUGCCUCAAGUUUGUGUGUUUGUGCGUGGGGAAAGGGGGGGAUUUGAUCUGUGACGGUUGAGACUAUUUAUUUUUCACUGUACAGUAUUUAAAAAGAGAAUAAAAAAACCCAACUCUUGAAAAAAA
Molecule: messenger RNA, 3190 nt
Organism: Elgaria multicarinata webbii
Lineage: Eukaryota; Metazoa; Chordata; Lepidosauria; Squamata; Anguidae
Gene: FXR2
Product: FMR1 autosomal homolog 2
Exons: 17
Coding region: 64-2091 (675 amino acids)
Biological process (GO): regulation of alternative mRNA splicing, via spliceosome; regulation of filopodium assembly; regulation of mRNA stability
Cellular component (GO): dendritic spine; dendritic spine neck; postsynaptic density
Molecular function (GO): translation regulator activity; mRNA 3'-UTR binding; protein homodimerization activity
Source: RefSeq, a predicted model, not a curated record